CAGCGCCGAACGAGAUCUCGCACUUUCAACCGGGUUCCGCUGCUGACCGCACCACCAACUUGUCACCAAAGAUGGCGAUUUGCUGAGUGCUCAUGGAUACACACAUUUUACGGCUAGCCGUGAUCCUACCAGAAACGUCAACUGUAAAAACACACUAACCGCUCAACGAGCCGAUACUUAGUCGUCGGAAGAACACCGGGAGCACCGUUGGCCACCGCCACCAUGCAAAUCACACUAAAAACACUGCAACAGCAGACCAUUCAAAUUGAGAUAGAUCCCGAACAAACGGUGAAGGCCUUAAAAGAGAAGAUAGAAGCAGAAAGGGGAAAAGACAAUUUUCCUGUGUCUGGACAGAAGCUGAUAUAUGCUGGAAAAAUUCUUCAAGAUGACACGCAAAUUAAGGACUAUAAAAUUGAUGAGAAGAAUUUUGUUGUAGUCAUGGUGUCCAAGGCUAAGACAGCAGCUGCUGCCGCCACACCUCCUGCUUCCGAAGCAUCAAAAACUCCAGCCCAGGAUUGUGGUUCCACAUCAUCAGGCCCCACUUCAACCCCAACCUCGACCCCAGCCCCAACAUCCACCCCUGCAGCUGUCCUCACCCCCCCGGAGGAGGUUAAGGAAGAGCCAAGUGUUACAGCAACAGAAACCCCUCAACCAGCCAGUUCCAGCGGAGGGAGCCAAGGUUUGGAUGCCUCUUCUGCGCUGGUGACAGGCGCAGAGUAUGAAGCAAUGCUGACAGAGAUCAUGUCCAUGGGCUACGAGAGGGAGAGAGUGGUGGCGGCACUUCGGGCGAGCUUCAACAACCCUCACAGAGCCGUGGAGUACCUUCUCACUGGUCUCCCGAGCAGCCCGAUCCAGGACACGAAUCCCCCGGCGCACACGCCAGCAUCCGGACCCGCAGAAGCGCCGUCUCUAGCGGAAGGGGAGAACCCCCUCGCAUUCCUGCGGACUCAGCCCCAAUUCCUUCACAUGAGGCAGGCUAUCCAGCAGAACCCGGCCAUGCUCCCGGCUCUUCUGCAACAGCUUGGCAGGGAAAACCCGCAACUCUUGCAGCAAAUCAGUCAGCACCAGGAGCUGUUCAUCCAAAUGUUGAACGAGCCAGUGGGCGAGGGCGGGGAGGCGCCAGAAGUCGGCGAGAUAGGGGCGGCGGGUGAGGAGGGUGCGCCCGUCAACUAUAUCCAAGUCACACCUCAGGAGAAGGAAGCCAUUGAGAGGCUAAAAGCACUCGGCUUCCCCGAGGCGCUCGUCAUCCAGGCCUACUUCGCCUGCGAGAAGAACGAGAACCUGGCCGCCAACUUCCUCCUCAACCAGGGCCUGGAAGACGACUGAAGAGCCGAGACGGGACGGCCACCUUCCCGCUCCUCCGUUCCCACCCCCUCCCCUCUUCAAAGACUGCACCCCCCCUCCCCCCAAUUUACCUGUACAGCCACCAACCUCAGCUCCACUCGGCGGGGAGGGGCGAGGGGCGAGAGCCAGAAGGGAGUGGGGUGGGGUGGGAUGGGGUCGUGGAAGGUCGCGUGAAAGAGAGUGGACAAAUCCACGUGAAUUCCAAUGGAAUGUGUGGGCUUUGUUUAGGGGACAUCCAACCAUUUGAUUUUAGAUGCGCUUUGCGAACUCUUAAAGGGGGGGGGGGGCUGAAGUUGCUGCGCUAAGUGUGUGCGAGUGCUUGUCUGUCUGCGUGCGUGAGCGAGCGAAUAGACAUCUGCGUGCCUGUGCGGAUGCGAUACAAAUACGCUGAUGUCAUCGGUUUGCAUUGCCUAAGUUUGUUCACGAUGUAGCCAGCGUUGUGCGCGCCAUGUUUGUGUCCGUUUCAUCACAAACAGGUUUUGCUGUGGGGGGGCGGGGGGGGGGGCACAGAAUUAACGGACAAUAUUUGGUCUUCCCUCGCGUGUCACUUUUUGUUUGUCCGCACCGGCCAGAAAGACAGCAAACCCGAUCGAUGAGUCAACAUCACUCGUGAGAGCGACGCCGGCCGCUUGGGGUGCGCAGCGGAAUUCUGAAAAAAACCUCUGCAAUUUCUAAAACGAAAUUCAAAACUCUUUUUUUUUUGCUCACAAAAUACGCACGAAAAAACAAGGCUGCUGUUUUACUGCACGUCUUAAAUUAACACUGCAAAUCCAUAGUAGUUGUAACUGAUGAAAAUAUAUAUAAAUAUUUUUGACCCCACCCCCCCAUCUAAAUCCAUGUCAAUCAAUAGAUCUUUAAUUUGAUGGGGACAGAGUCGUAGAUCAAGCUAUAAACUUAUUCGAGUUAAGGCCCAGUAAGGUCCGCGACAUGCAACGCUAAAUGAUUUCAUGCUGCCCCCGGUGGCUCGUUUGUUGUAUUGGCAUCGGCAAACAUGAUUCUGUCACAAAUAUUCCUCGCUCAAAAUCGACUUAUCUUAAUUUCCAUUUUAUAUUUCGUACGUUCUCGUGCCGCUAAAGAUGUGCUCAAGAGCUCUAAUCAGUUAGGAUUUAAUUCAUUUCACGUGGGCCCGGUUUGACUUCAGGACAUUUGAAUUCCGUCUCUGAAUUUGGACAAAACGUUGAAUCUCUUAAGUUGAUUGUGAGGAUCGGCUUUCCCAGUGAACCGUCUACCCAAGUGUCCAUCCUCCUGUCCAGUCCAGCUGGAAUUACUGUCAAAUGUCGCGCCUCAUUCGACCUAACUAGCCGGGUUGUACAAUGAGGAUGUUUUCUUUCAUUUGUUUUGAAAUGUUGAAACAAAUUGGGUCAGAUAAGAAGAGCAAAUGUUCACUGUGUGGUUCUGCGGGCGUGAGGGCAGAUUGUGCUCCACUGUCUUUCCAGCGGCAACAUGAUCUUGGACAAUGCUGUGCUACAUUAAAUAUCAGCAGUCUUUCAGGCA
Messenger RNA from Hippocampus zosterae (dwarf seahorse), 2838 nucleotides. RefSeq names its product RAD23 homolog A, nucleotide excision repair protein a (gene rad23aa). The transcript is spliced from 9 exons. Gene Ontology annotation, cellular component: cytosol; nucleoplasm. Lineage: Eukaryota; Metazoa; Chordata; Actinopteri; Syngnathiformes; Syngnathidae. Gene Ontology annotation, molecular function: damaged DNA binding; polyubiquitin modification-dependent protein binding; ubiquitin binding. Gene Ontology annotation, biological process: nucleotide-excision repair; proteasome-mediated ubiquitin-dependent protein catabolic process. The record is from RefSeq and is a predicted model, not a curated record. Bases 223 to 1326 code for a protein of 367 amino acids.